CGUCGACCUAGUUCUUUUCCCUGUCUCUUCACUGCGAGCUUAGCAACUACAGAUCUGCUCUCUAACCCAUAGUCCCUGUCAGGUGAAUUUUGCAACAGAAAGUUUGACAGUUCAUCAUGGAAUACAAAAGACUGGAAGAGGAGACCCCGACAGAGGCGCCACCGCCCUAUUCCCCACCCACAUCGGGCUUACAGGCCUCAGGGAAUGGAUACACAAAUUUUAACCCCUCCGUAUCCUGCGAGUGCUGCGGGUUCGCCAUUUCACUGACAGGGGUAUCUCCCACCACUCGCCUGGUGCAGUGUCAGCAGUGUAGGCAGCACACACCUGUCGGUCCACCUCCCCCAGGAAAGAAGUACGUGAGAUGUUCCUGCAAGAAGCUCUUGCAUUGCUCUAUCACCGCCACCAAGGUGCGCUGUCCAGGAUGCAAGAUCGUUCUGAAUACUGGGCAAGUGGCCGGUCCCAUGGGUGGCGCUGUGGCGGUACCGAUCACUACCACGUCUGUGGCGAUGUCUCCUAACUGUGCUACCCGGAUCACCUGUGGUCACUGCAGCCAAGUUAUGAUGUUUGCCCCGCGAGGUAUUGCACGGUGCCCGCACUGUAGAGGGGUGUCUUCCGUGGGGAAGGAUUCCGCUCGUAUUCGGGCAAUUAUAUACUUCAUACUGGCCUUCAUCUUCCUGGGAGGCGGCAUUGGAGUGACGGUGGGCACAUACGCAGCCGCAUCUAUCCAUGGAGGUUACUACUACGUUUGGACAGGCGCCUACAUUUCCGGUAUAAUUUGGUUGUUUCUCGGAAUAAGGUACAGUGUCAUCCGUAUCAGCUAUCCCGAAAAUUUCCAAGCAUGAUGAGGUCACAAUGUGAGAACACACACGCGCUCUUGGGUCAAAGGUUAUCAAACCUUAUGAAACAUACACAGGCAUCACCCGUCUAUGAAGUUUGACCCUGAUGUUGAAUCAUUUCAGUUUAUCAUUUCGGGGAUUUUACGUCAACUGUUAAAUUUUGUACACUGGAAGGAGAUGAAAACCCUUUCGUGGAUAUAUUAACGCUUCGUCAGGAUUUUUUUUUGUCAUAAAGCACUGAGUAGGCCUACUAAUUAAAAACGUUGAGAAUUUUCUGGAUUCUUAUUAUGUUCCCAAAAUAUCAUUGUUUUGUUCUUCUUAUCUGAUUUUUCUUUGUUUGUUAUUUCUUACUAGCAGAUAUUGAUUUUUUAAUGCUAAUGGGAACACUCAAAUAGUUGUAAAUAUUCCGCUUGACCUAUGAUAGAUAGAAUUGCAUAGAUUGCGACAUAUACAUUUGAUAUUACUACAUACAUGCAACAUUUGAGGACACUGUCUAUACUCAGCAGACAUGCUACACAUGGCUAUAAAUAUUAUGCUUA
Molecule: messenger RNA, 1375 nt
Organism: Liolophura sinensis
Lineage: Eukaryota; Metazoa; Mollusca; Polyplacophora; Chitonida; Chitonidae
Product: type I phosphatidylinositol 4,5-bisphosphate 4-phosphatase-A-like
Exons: 8
Coding region: 117-842 (241 amino acids)
Biological process (GO): phosphatidylinositol dephosphorylation
Cellular component (GO): late endosome membrane; phagocytic vesicle membrane; lysosomal membrane
Molecular function (GO): phosphatidylinositol-4,5-bisphosphate 4-phosphatase activity
Source: RefSeq, a predicted model, not a curated record